Molecule: messenger RNA, 3339 nt
Organism: Echinops telfairi (small Madagascar hedgehog)
Lineage: Eukaryota; Metazoa; Chordata; Mammalia; Afrosoricida; Tenrecidae
Product: b(0,+)-type amino acid transporter 1-like
Exons: 6
Coding region: 26-1498 (490 amino acids)
Biological process (GO): amino acid transmembrane transport
Cellular component (GO): membrane
Molecular function (GO): L-amino acid transmembrane transporter activity
Source: RefSeq, a predicted model, not a curated record
AGGCAGCAUCUCCUACUAUCCUGAGAUGGAGAGAAGAAGUAAGGAACGAGUUGGCGGUGAGGGGGUGGCCGAGCAAGAGCCCGGUGGUGGGACACAGGGGCUGAGGCUAAGAAGGGAGAUUGGCCUGUGGAGUGCUGUCUCUCUGAUCACUGGCUCGAUGAUCGGCUCUGGCAUCUUUAUGUCACCACAGCGGGUGCUGGUCUACGUGGGCAGCCCUGGAGCCAGCCUUUUGGUUUGGGCAGCCUGUGGUUUCCUGGCCACACUGGGGGCCCUGUGCUACGCUGAGUUGAGUGCCUUAGUUCCCGAAUCCGGCGGGGAUUAUGCCUACAUCCUGCGGACCUUUGGCUCCUUGCCAGCCUUCCUGGUCAUCUAUACAUUUGUCUUAGUCGGCAGACCAGCUGCCAUUGCUGCCCUCUCGCUGAGCUUUGCGGAGUAUGCCGUCGCCCCCUUCUACCUGGGCUGCUCCUCCCUGCCCCAGGUGGCGGUGAAAGGAGUGGCGGUCACCGGUAUCCUGCUGCUGCUGAUAGUCAACUGCUGGAGCUCCCGGCUGGCCACCAUGCUCAUGAACGUGUGCACUGUGGCCAAAGUGCUGUCGCUGCUGCUCAUCGUGGUGGGAGGGGCCGCCGUGCUGGCUCAGGGCCUGGGCCACAAGGAAGUCCUUCUGCACGCCUUCCACAACACAACGCAGCAGGCGGGUCGCUUUGGCCUGGCCUUCUACCAGGGCCUGUGGUCCUUCGAUGGCUGGAACAGUCUCAACUACGUGAUGGAGGAGCUCAGAAAUCCACACAAGAACUUGGUGUGGGCUCUGAUGAUUGCCAUUCCCAUGGUCACCUGCCUGUACAUCUUGGUCAACAUCAGUUACCUGCUGGUGUUGUCGCCCAGUGAGAUCCUUUCCUCGGAUGCUGUGGCUGUGAGUUGGGGAAAGCAAGUGCUGGGGGCCUGGGGCUGGCUGGUGCCUGUGGCUGUUGUACUCUCAGGAUUCGGCUCUGCAAAUGGGGCGUUCUUCAGUGGAAGCCGUAUAUGCUAUGUGGCUGGAAGAGAAGGUCACAUGCCCAGCCUUCUGUCCAUGGUUCAUGCGCAUCACCUCACCCCCGCCCCAGCCCUGAUGUUCACCACGGCAGUGGCCUUGAUCCUGAUCAUCCAAGGGAGCUUCAGCGCCAUUGUGAACUUGUUGAGCCUCAUAGCCUGGAUCAUCUAUGGAACCACCAUUAGCUGCCUCCUUUACUUGCGAGUGAAGGAGAAGCAUCUUCCAAGAUCCUACAAGGUUCCCACCUUCAUCCCGGUCAUUAUGCUCCUGGCUUCUAUCUUCUUGGUGCUGGUGCCCAUCAUUGACCAUCCCCAGAUGGAGUUCUUUUACCUCUUCCUGUUCCUGCUCAGUGGCUUCCUGGCAUAUUUCCUAUUUAUUUAUUUCCAGUGCCAGCCCAAGUGUUUGCAGAUGGCUACCCUGCAUCUUCAAUUGCUCCUGGAAGUGGCUCCAACCACGAGACAUGCUCACUGAAGAACUGAAUUGGCUCUGCACUGACCUCUUUGCUGCAAACAUCUCUAUUCUCACAAAAGUAGCCAUGGCAGGUCUUUCUUAGUUGAUUAUACAUCAUUGUAAUAAACUCCUUAAGUGCCACAAUGGUGUGGUCAAGCACUUUUGAGUUAUUCACCCAACACAACACUUCCUUCUCUAAGAACUGCUCCUUCAGUGGCUGCCUCUUUGGGAUACGGCCAUUUGUAACCCAAGUGGACACCACGCUGUCUUUUGAGAUUUUGGAAUUAGAAUCCUGGGAUCCGGCAAGACAGAGAAAGACCCUUGAUGAGAUAGAUUGACAUACUGGUGCCAACAAUGGAUUCAAACAUAGCAAUGAUGGUGUGCGCGACAUAAAACCAGGUAGUUUUCUGUCCUGUUGUACAUAGGGUUGCUAUGAGUCGGAACCAACUUUAUGACCACUAACAAUUCUGCUUCUAAUGGUUUAAUGGCUUGAGGAACUGUAAAUCUUAGGAACUUAUAAUUUGGCAAUUGCAGCCAAAUGGGCAGAUCACUUAGUAGAGAAGAAUGGAAGAAGAAUCACAGUGAGAUGGUAUUGAGAAACUAUAUGGCACCAAAGAGUUAUAGGGGAGAUUCUGAGAGGGUAGCAGCCUUCAUCCUGGACUGUUCUCCAGUUCUGGUCUGUGCCUACCUGUGGUCCACCUGCCAUUUGGCCAUCCUUCCUGCUGUUUGACCAUCUCGCACAACUGAGACCACACAAUAAAUUCCCAGGUUGGCUAGAGUGAGUUAGAAUGGGUUUCUAUUUCUUGCCACUAGAAAAGAUUGGGCUUUGCCAUGCCUUCCCGUACAGGAAGACGUGAAGCUUCAAUGACGGUUUAUGGUCGCCAACUGGAUGGAACAAGGAAAGAUGCAAAAAAAUGUGUCUCUGGGAAGGAAUGCUUAAUGGCUUUGGGUAAAAAGAAUGACAGCGAGAGAGCAGACCCAGGAAGCUCAUGGGCUGCACAGAGACAAGGGAGCAGAGAUACGUGGCUGCCCAGGUGAGAAUGUGACAUGGGAAAGAAUCACCACAGUGCCCAGGGGCAGACAGGCUAGGAACCGGCUCCCAAGUGCACUCAGGGACAGUGAUUAGAGAAGGGACUGGGUGCAGGAUGUUGCUGAGCAUUUCUGCCCCUGAAAAGUGGACUCGGACAGACUGCAGGUGGUGUGGUUCCCUCAGUGAGCGCACAGGAGGAAAAGGGCUACCACGGAUGCAGUGCUUCUGAUCCAUGAACUUGCUUCUGACCCAUAAAGGCUUUCUCAUUCUGCUCUGAUGGUGAAGUUGCCAGGAAGGAAAAGUCUGACAUGUUUCUACUCCAAACCACACAUUCUGCUUUGGAGAUAAGAAAAAUAUGAGCGAGGCUAGUUCUAGCCACCUCUUUGUCAAUGGUGGCCACGGAUCAGGUUGAGAAGUUCACAAGGAAAGGUGUCUGGAUCCAUCUAGCAGAACUGUAUCCUUUUCGCCUUUCUACUCCCACCAAACUGUGCCUUGUCUGGUGUUUGACUGUGUUUCUAAUUCCCCUCCUGGGCUGUGGGUUUGGUGAGCGUGGGGCUUAGUUCUUAGUUAAGCUUCUUCAUCUUGUAAGUCUCACUGUGGUGCUGUGCUGGACUCCUUUCUGAUCAAUAAAGUUGUAUUGAGAUACAAUUCAUGUAUAUUAUACUUCUAUUCAUUCAGUUAUAUUAAAAAGAGUUGUAUGUACAUCAUCACAAUGUAUUCCAAACAUUCUGCAUCCAUACCACUUUUUCUGGUCAUUAUUUUUCAUUUUCCUCCAAUAUUCCUUUACCCCAUAUACUCAAUAAACCAUUACACCAGUUAUCGUUUCUACACA